AUGGAUCCCAACACCAUAGCCAUUGGUAACGGAUCGGCUCAACAAGACUACGGAAAUUCUUUCGAUGGCUUCCUGGCCUCUAUACAGGUUGGUGCAUUUGUAGCAGCUGUACAGAUCGGGGGGUUUGUCAUCCUCCGCAGGAGAUAUCGCGGAAAAUGGAAUAUCAGAUCAUUCUACACCAUCUUCCACGACUUAGAUAGCUCGUGUUUAGAUGCUAUAGGUCUCUUUGUUCUACUUCGCCUGCUCACGACAAUCUUCGGCUUGACUGCCAUCUUCAUGGUGCCCCUUCUGGUGCCGUUGAACUACGUUCAUCGUCAUUCAGACUCUUCAAUUCAUGGCCUUGACAAAUUCAGUUGCCUGAAUAUCCUCGAACGCAACACUGGCCGUCUUUGGACACACUUGGCUGCGGCUUACUGGUUCACGGGUCUCUUCUGCUUGCUUUCGCGUCGCGAGCUUGCAAUUUUCGUCGACAUUAGACACAAGCACGACUCCGGCACGGCUAGUCGCUUCUACCUCGUUACUGAUAUUCCGAACAGGCUCGAAAAAGCUUUGAUGGAGUCCAUGUUCCAUAAGCUAUAUGCGUGUCAAGUCAGACUACACACCACGGAAGACAACAAGACACCAUUCGUCGACGGCCAACCAUACCUUCGAGCGCUGACUCAGGUAGAGAAAGAAGUAUGUCGAGAAGAGCACAAUAAAGGUCAGUACAAAGCUCCCGCCCAGUAA
This is a messenger RNA of Aureobasidium melanogenum CBS 110374, 726 nucleotides long. RefSeq lists its product as uncharacterized. NCBI's taxonomy places the organism in Eukaryota, Fungi, Ascomycota, Dothideomycetes, Dothideales, Saccotheciaceae. The record is from RefSeq and is a predicted model, not a curated record. The coding region runs from base 1 to 726 and encodes 241 amino acids. Gene Ontology annotation, molecular function: calcium-activated cation channel activity. The transcript has 2 exons. Gene Ontology annotation, cellular component: plasma membrane.